GCCCUAACAUUCGCCACCUCUCUCUCCGCCAGCAUCAGAAUCAAAUCCGCCAUUCUCUUACCUUUCCUCCGCCGAUUCCUCUGCAAAACCCUAGAUUUCCUCACGCCUGUCAUGGAUUCUUGGCUCUUUUCCUCCCCAGAGGACGAUGCCUUUGGUCUCGAUUUGUCAUUUCCUCGCUUCUCCCGCCAGCUAUCCCACCUCGACCCGGAAUCCCUUUUCCUUGUUCCCUUCAGGUGGUGGAGCCAGGCUAAGGAGGGAUUGUGUAGUAGCGGUGAAGUGAGUGAGAGUGAUAUUAAUGGUAUUCAGUACAUGGCAACAGCUUUCUUGAAUCACACAGAUUGUUACUCCAGUGAAUCCAGUACUGAAACAGAGAUUCUCUUGGAUAUGGAGAGAGAGGGUGUGACUGAGGACAUGGAGGAAGGUGUUUCAGGUAGGGAGUUAGCCUUGGUGUCAGAAUGGAUGUUCUUGAGAGCUAUGAAAUGGCAUUAUGAUAUGAAGGAAGCUGGAGGUUUUCUAGCCCCAGAUGAUACCAUGCACGACUUAUUCUCUUUAUAUGUCCGACUGUAUAUUUCCCAAACAAAUUCUUUGGCUAUAAGAAUUAGCCUAAAGGACAACGAAGCUCGAGUGUUCGAAAGAGCCUGCAGUAUAUUCUGUGUCACAUCAAGAUCGUUAAGCAUCUGGGAUUAUUCUGGACAAACUAGCCAAUUUGUGUUGAACAGUAAGAAGUUAUUGAAUGGUUUAGGCGGUCCUAAUGAAGAGAUUCUUCUGGAGUUAAAGGUGUAUGGAUUGCCAUGUAGUAAUCAGAGGACCGGAAGGAGAGAAGAGGAAAUGAUGCCUAAAUGCUGUAGUUCAUUGAAGAGUAGUAUUGAUGCUCCUGAUGCUGAUGUGUCAUGUUGUGGAUUAGAUAGCAACAUGAAUAGUGCUUUUGUUCUGGGCCUAACCGGAUUGGGUAACCUCGGAAACACAUGUUUCAUGAAUAGUGCUCUUCAGUGUCUAGUGCACACUCCAAAGCUUGUUGACUACUUCCUUGGAGACUUCAAGAAAGAUCUGAAUUUUGAAAAUCCUUUGGGCAUGAGUGGGAAGCUUGCUUUAGCAUUUGGCGACUUGGUAAGAAAACUAUGGGCUCCAGGAGCAAGAACUGUUUACCCUGAGAUAUUCAAGUCAACAAUUGCUAGUUUUGCUCCUCAAUUUAGUGGCUAUAAUCAACACGACUCCCAAGAAUUCCUCUCCUUUCUGUUGGAUGGACUCCAUGAAGAUAUCAAUCGGGUGAAACACAAACCAUACAUAGAAGCUAAGGAAGAAAAUGGUCGUCCAGAUCAAGAAGUGGCUGAUGAACACUGGCAGAAUCAUCUAUCACGCAAUGAUUCCAUCAUUAUUAAUCUAUGGCAAGGCCAGUAUCGGUCGAAGUUGGUCUGUCCUGAGUGUAUGAAAUCAUCUGUUACAUUUGAUCCAUUCAUGUACUUAUCAUUGCCUCUCCCAUCAACAACAACGCGCACGAUGAAUCUGACAGUGUUAAGCGGUAAUGGGACAUCAUUGCCGUUUCAUGUCACAGUCACUGUGCCAAAAGAUGGAUGUUUUAAGGAUCUUUUUCAGGCCUUGAUCUCUGGAUGCUCUUUGAGCGAUGAAGAGACCUUUCUUGUGGCUGAGAUAUAUGGAAGUUCAAUUCUUCGCUUUCUAGAUGCUCCUAAUGAUUCAUUAGAUCUAGUAAGAGACGAUGACACCCUUGUUGCCUAUCGAUUACCGAAAGACGACGAAUCUCGUUUAGUUGUCUUCAAGCAUCAACGAGAAGAAAAAUCAAUCAUGCAUGGCUUUCCAAAGAAAUUUGGCACUCCUCUUGUCACAAGGAUAUCUGAUUUUUCCAGUGGAUCAGGGAUUUGCCAAGCGUACCUAAGGCUGCUAAUCCCCUUUUUAGUUCAACAUGAAGAUUCAUCAAGUGAUUAUGAUGAUGCAUUAAAUGGCGCUAAUGAUGAUUCUGAAAUGAUAAAUGCAAUGUCCAAUGUAGAUUCUCAUGUGAAUAAUUUCAAAGAUGAAUCAUCAUUGACUGGCAACUUCCAGUUUUUCUUGGAAUCUAAGAGCAUUCUAUGUAAUGACUUCAAGAUAUCAAUGUAUGAACCUGUUCUAAUCUCAAAGUCACGUGAGCCUGUGAUUGUGCUUGUUACAUGGCCUGAGAAAAUGGUUAAAUCCUAUGAUGUCUCCCAUCUCAGUAUCUUGCCAGAAGUAUGUAAUCCUGCAUUGGAUGGACGAAAGCCACAAGAGUCUAUUUCGCUAUAUAAAUGUCUGGAUGCCUUCUUAAAGGAGGAACCUCUUGGACCUGACGACAUGUGGUAUUGUCCGAAUUGCAAAAAACAUCAGCAAGCCAGCAAAAAGCUCGACCUUUGGAGACUUCCUGAAAUUCUGGUCAUUCACUUAAAGAGGUUUUCGUUCACCCGUUUUAUAAAAAACAAGCUGGAUCUAUUCGUGGAUUUUCCUAUUGAUGACUUUGACCUUUCAAGUUAUAUUCUUAACGAGAGUGGUGAUGUCUCCCACCAUUACAAGUUGUAUGCAGUAAGUAAUCACUAUGGUGGAAUGGGCUAUGGUCAUUAUACUGCAUAUGUCCAUCAUGGGCGUAAUGGGUGGUAUGAGUUUGAUGACUCUCAUGUCUCCACUGUCAAUGGCGGUAAUAUGGUAAAAACACCAGCUGCCUACGUUCUCUUUUACCGGAGGGUUUCGGACAUGCAGUGUGUGCAGAGCAAUUCAAAAGGGCAGAAAAACACGUUUAUGCAAGACACCGAGGGGCCCGUUCUAACUUGUUGAAAAAAGUUGCUAAGUCUUUAGGUAUUUCUGGUACAUACCCACCUGUCCAUUAUAUGGUGUUUUCUCACAAUGCUAAACUGGAAUAGUUUACAUUAGAUUAGGUCAGAACACUUGUUAUGAUGGUAUACAGGGGUGGCUUUGCUUUUUGGAAGAGUAGAGUACAUAUCAACACAGUUUUUUAGAAAAAUGACUGGGAAUUGUAUAUACAUUCUCUGGACCAGCUGAGAAUGUAUAUUCUUGGUUGAGUUUUGGAUCCCACCCUUUAUGAUCUACUUUUCGAUCAUGCACUCAACUAACUCAAGUGUGAAUGCUCAUAUUUCUAUUGCUAUAUUUUCUUGUCUGUUGAUAAUGAAUUUGAUCUGAUCCA
This is a messenger RNA of Cuscuta campestris, 3160 nucleotides long. NCBI's taxonomy places the organism in Eukaryota, Viridiplantae, Streptophyta, Magnoliopsida, Solanales, Convolvulaceae. The record is from the annotation of a GenBank genome assembly.